Closterium sp. NIES-65 is the source of this 2517-nucleotide messenger RNA. Lineage: Eukaryota; Viridiplantae; Streptophyta; Zygnematophyceae; Desmidiales; Closteriaceae. The record is from the annotation of a GenBank genome assembly.
AUGGCUACCCCUAGUGUCCUCGCUUUUGACGCUGAGGGUAGGGCCAUUGACUUUGACUUCUGGUCCGUCGGCGCGGCGUCUGCACCCUCGGGGAAGCGCCGCACAGGCAAGGGCAAGGGGGGCAAGGGCGCUGGAGGAGCUGGCGGGGGCGGUGGAGGCGGCAGUGGAGGCGGCGGAGGGGGUGGGGGUGGUCGUGGGAGUGGUGGCGGGGGUGGCGGUGUAGGUGGCAGCAGUGGAGGGAGCGGAGGCGGUGGGGGUGGCGGAGGCGGCGGAGGUGGCGGAGGCGGCGGUGGUGGCGGAGGGAGCGGAGGCGGUGGGGAUGGCGGAGGCGGCGGAGGUGGCGGAGGCGGCGGAGGUGGCGGUGGAGCUGGUCGCGGCUCUGCGCAGAGGAGUGGCUCCGGUGCUAUCUUUGACCUUGACUUUGAUGCUAUUCUUGCUGCCAUGUAUGCUGUGACUAUUAGUGAUGAGGGUGACUGUUACCGGUGCUUUCCGCCCGACUCGGGCAUUGAGACUUCUUCUCUAGGUACUGGUGAGGCUGCUACUCUUGGCGCUAGCGAGGCUGCUGCUCUAGGUGCUAGUGCGUCUGCUUCCUCAGGUACUGGUGAGUCUGCUCUCUCAGGUACUGCGUCGGCUUCGGCCUCCCUCACCUUCACCCUUGACUUGGGGGCUUCUCGCUCCUUCUUUCGAGACCGCACCACACUCACGCCGCUUAGUCGGCCAGUUGCAGUCUCUCUGGCGGACCCCUCUGGGGGUCCUGUCCUUGCUCACUUCUCCACUGUCCUCCCGUGUUCGGCGGCUCCCUCUGGCACCCCGUCUGGUCUUUACCUCCCCUCGUUCUCUACGAACUUGGUGAGUGGUGCUGACGUACAGGAUGGGGGAGUUCACCAGUUCACUCCUGCGAGCGAGCGGGUGACGCACUGCGCUGAGGCUCGGUCGGGCCGACACUUGGCCACGUUUACACGUCAGCCGGGGUCGAGCCUGUACACACUCACCACUGAGUCUCCUCCUGUCACUGAGUCUGGUCGGGUAACUGCGUCGGGUCAGGUGUUUGGUGCAGCGUCCAGGUCUGGUCCUGAGUCUGCCCCCUGCUCGUGUCGUCUCCUGUCUGACGAGACUCUCCUUUGGCACCACCGCCUUGGUCACCCUUCCCUGUCUCGUCUCCGAGGCAUGGCGCCCCGUGUCCUUGUCUCUGGUCUUCCCCGGUCCCUCCCUCCCCUUCCCCCGGGGCCUGCCCCUCCCUUCGUCCCCUGCGUCGAGGGGCGCCAGCGUGCUGCCCCUCACUCCUCCCAGUUUCCUCCGACAGAGGCUCCGCUGCAAACGCUUCACAUGGACGUGUGGCUCCCAGCCCGCGUCCGUGGACAGGGUCACGAGCGCUACUUCCUGCUGGUGGUUGACGACUACUCGCGUUACACCACAGUCUUCCCCUUGCGCAGCAAGGGUGAUGUCACUGAGGUGUUGAUCGACUGGAUCCAAGCAGCUCGUCUCCAUCUCAGGCGUGGCUUUGGCUCGGACUUUCCUGUUCUGCGUCUGCACUGUGACAGAGGCGGAGAGUUCUCCUCUGGCCUUCUGAGAGCCUACUGUCGUGCACGAGGCAUCCGUCAGACCUUCACGCUUGCGGACACUCCGCAGCAAAAUGGGAUUGCUGAGCGCCGCAUUGGCAUGGUCAUGGAUGUCGCUCGUACGUCCAUGAUGCAUGCGGCUGCCCCCCAUUUUCUGUGGCCGUUUGCGGUUCGGUACGCGGCGCAUCAGAUCAACCUUCAGCCCAGGGUCUCCAUGCCGGAGACCUCCCCAGCUUUGCUGUGGACGGGGAAGGUUGGCGAUGCGUCUGCGUUCCGUGUCUGGGGAUCUCGGGCGUUUGUCCGCGACUUGUCCGCGGAUAAGCUGUCCCCUCGUGCUGCUCCCUGCAUCUUCCUUGGCUUCCCCCCUGACGCGCCAGGGUGGCAGUUCUACCACCCCACCUCUCGCCGUGUGUCCCAGGUAGACGCAGUCGAGCCUAUCGAGAUUGCUGGUGACUCUAAUGCUGCUGAGGUUGCUGCACCUGGGGGUGCUGACUCUGGGGGUGCUGAGCCUGAGGGUACUGCUACUGGGGGUGCUGAGUUUGGGGGUGCUGCGACUAUGGGUGCUGUGCCUGGGGGUGCGGAGCUUGGGGAUGCUGAGCCUGGGGGUGCUACGCCUGUGGGUGCUGAGCCUGGGGGUGCGGAGCUUGGGGGUGCUGAGCCUAGGGGUGCUACGCCUGGGGGUGCGGAGCGUGGGGGUGCGGAGCCUGGGGGUGCGGAGCCUACGGGAGCUAGGCCUGCUCGUGUCGUGUCUUGCGGUACUGUGCCUGGAGGUUCUCCGGGUGCUUCGUCUCGGCGGGAGCCACUCUCUCCACAGGAGCUGCGCGAGUGGUUUGCCCGGCGCUGGAGGCGUGCUGCUGGAGCUGGAGGUUCUUUGGCUGCUGAGGGUGCUGCUGUCGCGGGUCCCGGAGGUGCUCGUACUGGGAGAACUGGAGUUGCUGGGCCUGCGGGUACGACUUGA